Molecule: messenger RNA, 5633 nt
Organism: Xenopus laevis (African clawed frog)
Lineage: Eukaryota; Metazoa; Chordata; Amphibia; Anura; Pipidae
Gene: paqr3.S
Product: progestin and adipoQ receptor family member 3 S homeolog
Exons: 9
Coding region: 440-1369 (309 amino acids)
Cellular component (GO): membrane
Molecular function (GO): signaling receptor activity
Source: RefSeq, a predicted model, not a curated record
UGUCUGCUCAGCACGGGAACAUUAUACAACCACGCUUUCCCUUCGCGCUGCAAUCAGCUGGACACGCCCACGGGUGACAUCACGCUCUCCCGAUUACAUCUUAGUCACAUGGCUGUGACAUCAUGACUUCCUGAAUGGCAAUAGAGUAGAAUGGUUCCCCGGAGAAUAGAAAUGCUGACAACGACAUCACUGCACAAGGAAGGGAUUACAGGAGGCUGCAGCUGAUCUAAAAUUCCCAGCAUUUCUUUAAGAACUGGAAGCAUGCUGGUUACUUCUUCCUGCUGAUGUCCAAGACUACAGUCACCUGAUUGAAAAAGUAUAACAUAUUAAACGUCACUUCAAGCUUAAUUGCUAACUCGUUUUAGAGAAAGAGAGAAUAUAAAAUUUGCUCAGGGAGCCAUUUGCUUCCCAAAGUGUUUAAAACACCUUUAACUGCACAAUGCACCAGAAGUUGCUGAAGAGCGUCCACUACAUAGAGCUUGGAAGCUACCAGUAUUGGCCCGUCCUCCUUCCCCGGGGUAUCAGACUCUAUACUUAUGAACAGAUUCCUGUUUUCCUUAAGGACAAUCCAUAUAUUACUGAUGGCUACAGAGCUUACCUUCCAUCCAAGUUAUGUUUGAAAAGCCUCUUCAUUUUGUCCAAUGAAACAGUAAAUAUUUGGAGCCACCUGCUGGGUUUUCUUCUCUUCUUCACUUUGGGUGUGUAUGAUAUGCUAUCAGUGUUGCCAUCUGCAAAUGCAUCCAGGGAAGACUUUGUUAUCUGCUCAAUUUGUCUCUUUUGUUUUCAGGUCUGCAUGCUAUGCUCAGUGGGCUAUCAUCUCUUCUGCUGUCAUCGGUCGGAGAAAACAAGCCGUCGCUGGAUGGCAUUAGAUUAUGCAGGGAUUUCGAUUGGCAUCUUGGGCUGCUAUGUCUCUGGAGUGUUUUAUGCUUUCUACUGUAACAAUUACUGGCGGCAAGUGUAUUUAAUCACUGUACUGGCUAUGAUUUUGGCAGUGUUCUUUGCUCAAAUUCACCCUAGCUACCUCACCCAACAAUGGCACAGGCUACGCUCUGUUAUAUUCUGCUCUGUGUCUGGCUACGGAAUAAUUCCUACAGUGCACUGGAUCUGGUUAAAUGGAGGUGUUGGAACUUCAGUUGUUCAAGAAUUUGCUCCACGAGUAAUUGUCAUGUACAUAAUUGCAGCUGUUGCUUUCCUGUUCUACAUUUCAAAAGUGCCAGAAAGAUAUUUUCCAGGACAAUUGAACUACCUUGGCUCAAGCCAUCAACUGUGGCAUAUACUUGCAGUUAUUAUGUUGUAUUGGUGGCAUCAGUCUACAAUAUACAUCAUGCAAUACAGACAUAGCCAGCCCUGCCCGACGCAUUCAGAGUGAAGCUGAGUGACCUGUAUACUGGACCCUGUAAAACACAUUAAAUGAGCGUCUUUAAAACAAAUGGAAUUUGUUGGAGCGCCAUGAAUUAUUCUCGUGGGAAACUGAUGUUUAAAGAUGCCAAGGAUAAGGAGUGACGCAAAACAGGUUAUUUUGAUUUCUUUGACAUGCUUUAAAAGGAUAUUGAAAAACUGUGCUACGCCAGUGACUAUCAUCUUUGGAUUGGAAAGAAUGUGCAAUUGCUUCUGUCAGGGAAGAAUUGUAUUUAAGAUGACAGAACAGUGUUAAACUGACCAACUAAAUAUGCAAUCUUUUGCAGACUGCUGUGGUCAAGCAUUCCUUUUCUAUUUAUCUCUCUGAACUUCUAGUUAUAAAGCUUAUUCAGUGCUUCAGAAAAAAACAACUUUGCGCCAAGGUACAUUUGUUAUCUGCUAUAAUAUGCAUGCAGUGCUUUGAAGCGGUUAUAACUGUGAAUGUUAACAUGAGGUAUUGUAAAUACUUAUAAAUGACAAGCUGACAUCUUGGAUGGAGAAACCCAACCCCGACAUACUGUAGUAAUGUAUGAAACAGUUUUCAUCUACAUCUAGACAUAAAUGUAAAUACAUUGCUGAAGUGUCUUGAUUUUAAAUUGGGAUGAGAGUAGGUCAGGCGUGACCAAAGCUGUUUGAGUAUGAUGUUUGCUAUUUAAAAACAAUGUAUGAUAGGUGCCAGUGCCACUUUUUUACAGAGUACAGAGGAUGACUGUGAACCAACUUAAAUAGCGUUGUAAUCAGUUUUUGGGUUUGGAAUCAAGUUCUGUGCAUCCUUUAUCAUACUACUAAUUGCAAAUGCUGCUACUGGAGUAAUAGCAGUUACAGUAUGCCUGAAUGUGGGUAGAAACAAUAGCCAAAGUGCAAAAAAUAGGGCACUUGAUAAAUGUGGCCUUUAUGUUAAGCUUUCAAACAAGUAUUUAUUGGGCUUGCAAUUAUUCUGAUGCCGAUAGUGAUCCUAACUUUUAAUAUGAUGUAGAGAGUGAUAUUCUGAGACAAUUUGUAAUUGGUUUUUAAUUUUUAUUAUUUAAGGUUUUUGAGUUAUUUAGCUUUUUAUUCAGCUGCUCUUCAAUUUGCAUUUUAAGCAAUUUGGUAGCUAGGGUCCAAAUUAUCCUAGCAACCAUGCAUUGAUUUUGAAUAAGAGACUGGAAUAGGAGAGGGUCUGAAUAGAAGGAUGAGUAAUAAAAAUUUGCAAUAACAAUACAUUUUAAGCCUUACAGAGCAUUUGCUUUAUAGAAAAGAUCAGCGACACCCAUUUGAAAGCUGCAAAGAGUCAGAAGAAAAAGGCAAAUAACUAUAAAACUAUAAAUAAUGAAAACCAAUUGAAAAGUUGGUUAGCAUUGGCCAUUCUAAAACAUACUAAAAGUUACUUUAAAGGUGAACCACCCCUUUAAUUGGGAAGAUUAAAUAAAUGACCUGUAACUUACUGUCAUGAGAAUUACAGUAAACACUUUGUAAAUAAUAGUUCAUGGAGAGUGAAUAGACAGUAAUAAACUGAGCACUCCUGAGACUUUAUAAAUGGUGAAAAAUAAAAAGAAAAUAUUCAGUCAACAUUUUAGUCCCUCAAGUGAACAUUCCAACAACCAAACCAAACCACCUACCAUUCCCCAAAACGUUUAUGUACCACCAGUGCAAUUUUGGAGGUAGAACUCCCAGUGAUGACAUCAAAGUAAACCGGAUGCAUCCUCAUGCUCAGAUAAGUAUUGGUGCCUGUAAGUGCAGUAUACAUAAAAAUAUCAUAAUUAACGGUGCAUAUUAAUCUUUUGAUGAAUUAUUGAUGGAAUUUGUUAGUGCAAAUUAGUCCCCAGAAUUAAAGCUCCAGCAAUACCAUAAAACUGUUUUUAAAUGCUUUUACAAGUAAAAUGUCCUGCCCCUUGCCAACUUGUUCAUUCUAAGAAUAAUGAUCUUUUUUUUUUUUUCUUCAUUGCUUGUCACUGUAUGUACUCAUGAAUAUAUAUUUUUUAAAGUUCUGCUAAGCAACGCUUUUAGAUUUUUAGACUUUUUUUUAUAAAAGACCUAUAAAAUGUCUGCAGACACUAUGCAAGUAGCAAACACACUAGGGCUUAUUUAUAAACACUGGGCAAAGUUUCACCUGGGCAGUAACACAUGGCAACCAAUCAAAUGUUUGCUUUCAUUGUUCCACAUGCAGCUGGCUGAAAAAAUGUGGUUGCUAUGGGUUACUGACCAUGGGCAAAUGUGCCGUGUUUAUAAAUAAGCCCCACUGAAAUAAAACUAUGAUCAAAGAAAAGAUUUUUCAAUGGCAAUUAUGCUGGUUACUGGAAAUGGAGAAUCAUUUUCAUAAAAGCAUACUGUUUGCAAUUUCAGUCCAAAUGGCACUAGCAACCAUGCAUUGAUUUAAACUGGAAUAUGAAUAGGAGAGGGUCUGAAUAGAAAGAUGAGUAAUAAGUAGCAGCAAUAACUACAUGUAUAGCAUUUGUUUUUUAGAUGUGUCGGUGACCCCUAUUUGAAAGCUGGAAAGAAUCAGAAAAAGAAGGCAAAUAAUUCCAAAACUUUGUUUAAAAAAUAAUAAUAAAGACCAAUUGAAAAGUCGCUUCGAAUUGGCCAUUCUAUAACAUACUAAAUGUUAACCUAAAGGUGAAGUUUAAGACUGUUCACCAGAAUGUAGGGCAAAAGCACUUCAAUGAAGGUGGAGCAAGUGUAGUAAAGUGGCAAAGGAACAGAGUAAAAUUGCAUAAGAAAUUAGAGACCCUAUCACCAACUUUUUGAAAUCUAUUGACUUUUUCUAGACUUUGCUUGCCCCUUUACUCCUGAUCCUCUGUAUAGGUCAACAAAGCCAACAGUCUCAGUGUUUGGUAACAGCCUAUAUCUUUGGAUCCACUGAUCACUUUGACAAGCAGUUUUCGCUGACAGUCCUGCUUAUUUUUUCGGAGCUUCCAAGCUCAUGCUUCCCUAGUUUGGCAGCAGGGUCUCUUUUUAAAGGAGAACUAAACCCGCCCGUAUCAUAAGCCCCCCCCCCCAAGCUUAAAGGCAUUGCUCCCUCCCCUCGAUGUGCUUCAGUUUAAAAAAAAAAUUCCAUCAAAAAUUCUAACCCUUAAAUGCAGAGAAGUGCAGCUGAUCUUCGUGUUGUCUUCAGGUCUCAACGCCGCUUUGCACAUGCGCAGUUGAAACUGAUUCCUGACUUGGUCUAACUGUGCAUGCUAAGGCAGGCUUUGUGACGGUAAAGAGACCCAAAGACUACGCGAAAAGCUGCAAGAUUGUGACCAGGAGCUCCACUGUGCUUCUCUGCAUCUAAGGGUGAGAAUUUUUUAAAGUUUUUUUUUUUUAUAUAACACUAAACAGAUCAUGGGGAGGAGGGCUUCUGGUAGGGGGCAGUUUAGUUCUCCUUUAAGUAACUCAAUUUAUUUAACUACUAUUUAAACUGUAAGCCCUAUGGGGUAGGGUCCUCCAGCCUUUUGUCUGUGCAGUGCUUUGCCCUCAAGGAGAACUAUACAAAUAAAUAUACAUACAACUACAUUAGAUUCUCCUCAGGGUUGCUAGAUUUUCCCAUUUAUUUACUCCAUUUUGUUUACACAUAGCUUUACAGAUGCUUCUUCGCUUUUUAAAUUUUGAUUGAUUUCAGACCUAUUUAAUGAAAAAGGGUUGCACUGGUAGUCUGAUUCAUCCUUACCUCGUGUCUCUUAAAAUAAGUAAACAUAGGUAACAACAUUGUCUAAGAGGGUGUCGCAUAUUUAGGUUUUUGAUACCCUAAACUGGAUCUUAGAAAUUCCACACAGAGGAAAUAUAUAUACUAACUUCAUCUUUUGGUACAAGACUUAGGGCAACCAGUAAUAUAAUACAUUUUAUUGCGUAUAUUGCAGGCAUGUGAAAUGGAAGGGCCCCCCAUUAUUUUGGAAUGUCUUUUCCUCUCCAGUCAUUGUAUAUUGAAGUACAUACUAAAUACUCAUUACAAUAGACUUUGUUUUCAAUGAUGGUUUAUGAGAGCAAUCUGAUAAAAAAAUUAUGCCAUUAAUGUGAUAAGCAAGGGGCAAGCCAGUUAAUUGUUUUCUGUGUUGUGUUUUUGUGUAUUAUGUACAGUAAAAAAAACUAGCUGGAUGUUCAGUUUUAAUAAGUAAACAGAUUUUUGUGUGUCCUACUACUGCGUUUUAUAGUUUCAAUGAGUAAUGCUUGUGUAUUUAUUAAAUAUGUAAUGUAAACAACCCCCCCCAUGGAUGAGAAGUAUUUAUUGUUUUUAAAGGCGUUGUUCCAAAAACUAAUUAAAAACACAGUGCCUAACAAUU